This is a messenger RNA of Lecanosticta acicola, 548 nucleotides long. NCBI's taxonomy places the organism in Eukaryota, Fungi, Ascomycota, Dothideomycetes, Mycosphaerellales, Mycosphaerellaceae. The record is from the annotation of a GenBank genome assembly.
AUGCCUUCCAACAGAUUGACCUACGUACGUGCGAUCCGACGAGUCGAAUUGGAGAUGUGGGAUCCAGAAGAGAUGGGAUGAGGGAGGAAUGGUUGGGCUAACAGGACAUUCUUACAGCGCCGCCGGCAACCAUACAACACCAAGUCCAACAAGGUCCGCGUGAUCAAGACUCCCGGUGGCGAGCUACGAUACCUCCACAUCAAGAAGAAGGGUACCGCACCGAAAUGUGGUGACUGCGGCACCAAGUUGCCAGGCGUACGUCCCCCCUUCAGAACAUCACCGAGCGGAACUCUCACCAAAUAAACCCAAGUGACGCAUGGAAGAAUUGACAAGAGCUAUACUGACUUGACAUGACUCCACAGGUUCCAGCCCUCCGCCCACGCGAAUACUCCCAGAUCUCCCGCCCCAAGAAGACCGUCCAGCGUGCCUACGGUGGCUCGCGCUGCGCCAACUGCGUCAAGGACCGCGUUGUUCGCGCCUUCCUGAUCGAAGAGCAGAAGAUUGUCAAGAAGGUCAUGAAGGAGGCGGAGAAGAAGGGCAAGCGAUGA